Penicillium waksmanii is the source of this 771-nucleotide messenger RNA. RefSeq lists its product as uncharacterized. The record is from RefSeq and is a predicted model, not a curated record. The transcript is spliced from 2 exons. Gene Ontology annotation, molecular function: DNA-binding transcription factor activity. Gene Ontology annotation, biological process: response to xenobiotic stimulus. NCBI's taxonomy places the organism in Eukaryota, Fungi, Ascomycota, Eurotiomycetes, Eurotiales, Aspergillaceae. Bases 1 to 771 code for a protein of 256 amino acids.
AUGAUCGUCUACCGCUAUCUCAUCGUGGGUCUGGCAAUCCCCGCCCCAGCAGUCAGUCGGGCUACGAGUACCCAGCAGCCUCUCGACAAACCCGAAUGUGAUGGAUCAGGUCUGGUCGACCCCGAUGGGCAUGACCCCUGCAGCGGCGAUGGACUCAUUAAUGACCCUGGUCAUUCGGGCCACCGCGAGGGCUUCCAGUUCGAGAACCCUUCCACCCAUUGUCGCUUUGUAUCACAGAUGCACAUAUGGGAUGCCUUCAAGGACCUCGAGAAAGACAUGAGUAAACUAUUCACACUGAUCAACAAGGAUGUCAAAUUUACUGUGGUCGGCCAUCACCCUAUCGCUGGACGGUAUCAUGACCUGCUGCAUUUCUAUGUGAACGCCCUGCGUCGGGUGAGCGUGCUCUUCUAUGACCACGCCGACAAGUUCGAGAUCCACCCCAAGGCCAUUCACGGCGGGUGCAAUAGUGCUUGGUCGGUCGAGGAGAUUCAGUUCAAGGGGGUGAUGAACUCUGGUGAUCAAUUCGAUAUUGUCAAUGUAUGGGUGACUAGGUGGGAUCAUAACAAACAGAUGGUCGAAAUCCGCACGUAUAUUGAUGCACCACGCAUUACGGAGGCACUACACAAGAACGAGAUCUGGUGGAAUGGGACGAGCGAGCGAGAUAACCUGCAGUAUAUGCCUGGCCCGGCAGGGAUGCCGAAUCUCGAAGAGCUAGCGGAUCUCAUGGGCUACCCCGACGGACGUAGAUAUAAUGAAAAUGAGCUGAGAUGA